Molecule: messenger RNA, 2111 nt
Organism: Pimephales promelas (fathead minnow)
Lineage: Eukaryota; Metazoa; Chordata; Actinopteri; Cypriniformes; Leuciscidae
Gene: mob2b
Product: MOB kinase activator 2b
Source: RefSeq, a predicted model, not a curated record
GGGGUCGGCAAUCGAACCUGUGUUUACUUCCGGAUUUCCUGUGUAUGGCAGAGCUUGAAAACAGCCACUCCAGUUGCCCUACAAGCUCAGCAAGAGCCCCGUGCCCCAAUCCGAGCCCGUCUCCGGUGAAGCGCGGUGCCCCGGUGACUCGGUGCCCGGAGAGAGAGAGCCCUACACCGGCACAGACGCGGAGAGAUUAGCGCGGCUUUAGACGACCAUUCACGGCAGAAACUCUCCUCUGCCACCCUUCGCCAAACGUCAAAGUCAAUGCGGUCCUUGAUCAGCGCGCUGGAGCUCGUCCGCGUCUCACUAACGCGCUUUCGCUCGGCAAACACAGAUUAAAGCCGCAGAACGCUGAUCCACUCGGUGAGCUCGCGUUACCGGGGAACAGACCGAGGAGCACGGCAGCUCUAGCUGGAUUUAUCCCGUUCAGGCGUCAUGGAGUGGUUAAUGGGGAAGGGUAAAGGGAAGCCCAAUGGGAAGAAGCCGCCCACCGAGGAGAAGAAGCAUUACCUGGACGCCGAGUACACCAAGGUCCGAGUGGUGGACUUCGAGCUGAAGGAGCUGGUGGUCCUGCCGAGGGAGAUCGACCUCAACGAGUGGCUCGCCAGCAACACCACGACGUUCUUCAACCUCAUCAACCUGCAGUACAGCACCAUCUCUGAGUUCUGCACCGGGGACACCUGCGCCGCCAUGACCGCAUGCAACACGACGUAUUUCUGGUAUGAUGAGAAAGGGAAGAAGACGAAGUGCACCGCUCCUCAGUACGUGGACUUCGUGAUGAGUUCGGUCCAGAAGCUGGUGACCGACGAGGACAUCUUCCCCACCAAAUACGGUAAAGAGUUUCCCAACACCUUCGACUCGCUGGUGAAGAAGAUCUGCAAGUACCUCUUCCACGUUCUGGCGCACAUCUACUGGUCCCACUACAAGGAGACGGUGGCCAUGGACCUGCACGGACACCUGAACACACUGUACACACACUUCAUAGUGUUUAUAAGGGAGUUCAACCUGAUGGACCCGAAGGAGACGUCGAUAAUGGAGGACCUGACGGAGGCCCUGUGCACACCGCUGCCCCCGGUCCCACAGAACCACGUGAGCGAGAGAUGAGGCCGCGCCGGAGCCGCGCCUGUGCCACGCCGGGGCCGGAGGACUGCCGCAGCGCUCCAGAGACGCUGGGACUCAAACCCGCACCCUUACUGAACAUUGAUGUCUUUAGGACCCAGUCAGGAGCGCUCGCACCGGGCCGAAGGAGGUUUAACCCUUUAACCGAGACGCUUUUCCCUUUCCUUCCCGAUUCUCAACAACACACACUGAUCGUGGAGAUCGUCGUCAUCAUCAUCAGAAGAGUCGAGUCGCGAGGAUCUUUGUGAGACGAUCGGACCGUUUCCUUUUAUUUAUUUGUUUUUUUUUUGAGUUCUUCUUCUCACACGAGCAGCACUUUCCCCUCUUCUUGAUUUCAUAAGGGUGUUGGCCUGGUCCUCGUACGGUAUAAAGGUUUCUUUCUCAUUUUUUAUAGGGUAAAAGGGGUGUGUGUGUGUGUGUGUGUGUGUGUGUGUUCAAGGCUUUUGCACUCAGGAUCUGAGAGAGCUGUUAAUGCUACCUGCUCACCCGUUAGCCUCUCGGUGUCACUUUACUCCUCGUUUAGCAGUUCCCCUCAUCCGUGGACGGGAUAGACUUGUGUUGCGUCAUAUUAGCAAGCAUGCUAACCACUGUAGAGGAGCGUCUCGCGCGAGCGUGUUUACCUCGCCGUCUCUGGAAAAGCGUCUCGGCUCUGUCAUGACUUAGCCUCGUAAUGAAAAGACGAUUUGCGAACGGAAAAGAAUGUACACUUAGUCUCUACGUACCGAUCGCAAAGAUUAUAAUUAUCGUCGAGUGAGAGAGAGAGUGAGCGAGUGAGAGAGAGUUAGUGUCGUGUCGCGAUGAACUCGUUGUGAGAUGAUCGGACCUUUUCCUUUUAUUUAAUUUAUUUCUUUGUUUUCUUUUUCUUUUUAGUUGCUAUUUUUUUCAGGGCUCCUCAGUUCUGGCUUUUUUUGUUUUAUGUAUUUUAAUAAUACUUUAAGUUAAAAGCGAUUUAAUAUUUUAAGCUCUGCAAAUUAUAACCUAAUAAAAUA